CUUAAAAUUUAUAAAAAAUGUUUUUGUGGAGAAAAAAAAACAGAAGAAACUAAAGUCACCGUCAAUACCAAUGCCAGUACGAAUACAUCACAAAAAAGUCCAAAUAACUUAGAUUUAUCAGAGUUGGAUAUCGAAGGACUUGGCGAGGAGGAUUUAGAGUUACCCGUCGGGAAUGACGAAUUAACAGAAGCCGACCUGGUUGAUCCAGUUUUACUUGGAGAGUUGCAAGCCUUAGUUUCAG
Molecule: messenger RNA, 241 nt
Organism: Entrophospora sp. SA101
Lineage: Eukaryota; Fungi; Glomeromycota; Glomeromycetes; Entrophosporales; Entrophosporaceae
Source: the annotation of a GenBank genome assembly